This is a messenger RNA of Moesziomyces antarcticus, 1881 nucleotides long. RefSeq names its product replication factor-a protein. Lineage: Eukaryota; Fungi; Basidiomycota; Ustilaginomycetes; Ustilaginales; Ustilaginaceae. The coding region runs from base 1 to 1881 and encodes 626 amino acids. Gene Ontology annotation, biological process: DNA replication; DNA repair; DNA recombination. Gene Ontology annotation, cellular component: nucleus. The record is from RefSeq and is a predicted model, not a curated record. Gene Ontology annotation, molecular function: DNA binding. The transcript has a single exon.
AUGUCGCUCAACGACCUCACCCAGGGCGCCAUCGCCCAGAUGGUCCAGACCUCCGAUCCGUCGAGCUCGGUGCAGAACCCCGUAUGCCAGAUCCUCAGCAUCAAAAAGAUCCAGGCAAGCGCCGCGUCCGCCUCCAGCAUGGGCGACCGUUACCGCAUCAUCCUCUCGGACGGCGUCAACUACGCCCAGGCCAUGCUCGCCUCGCAGAAGCGAUCCAUGGUCGAGUCGGGCGAGCUCGAGAAGCACUGCCUCGUGCGCAUCUCGCAGUACGCCAGCAACUCGGUGCAGGGCCGACGCAUCCUCAUCCUGCUCGACCUCAACGUCGUCCACCAGCCCACCGCCGACCGUAUCGGCAGCCCCACCAACGUCGACGACUCCAUCAAGCCUGAAGGCGGCGUCAAGCAGGAGGGUGGUGCUGGUGGCGCGCUCGGAAACAGCAACGUCGGCAACAACUCGGCUGGCAGGACGACGCCCGCCACCUCGGCCGCCGGUGCCGGCAAGGUCGGCGGCGGUGCCGCAGGCCGACCUGGUGGCAGCAGCGUCCACGCAGGCAUGCCCAUCUACCCGAUCGAGGGUCUGUCGCCCUACCAGAACCGAUGGACCAUCAAGGCGCGCGUGACGUCCAAGUCGGACAUCCGCCACUGGUCGAACCAGCGCGGCGAGGGCAAGCUCUUCUCGGUCAACCUGCUCGACGACAGCGGCGAGAUCAAGGCGACGGGCUUCAACGACGCCGUCGACCGCUUCUACUCGAUGCUGCAGGAGAACCACGUCUACCUCAUCUCCAAGGCGCGCGUCAACAUUGCCAAGAAGCAGUUCAGCAACCUGCAGAACGAGUACGAGAUCACGUUUGAAAACUCGACCGAGAUCGAGGAGUGCACCGACGCCACGGACGUGCCCGAGGUCAAGUACGAAUUUGUGCGCAUCAACGAGCUGGAGAGCGUGGAGCCCAACCAGACGUGCGACGUGAUCGGCGUGCUGGACAGCUACGGCGAGCUGAGCGAGAUUGUCAGCAAGGCGUCGCAGCGACCGGUGCAGAAGCGCGAGCUGACGCUGGUGGACCAGGGCCAGCGCAGUGUGCGGCUGACGCUGUGGGGUAAGAAUGCCGAGAACUUCCCCAACCACGCCGGCGUCGACGAGAAGCCGGUGAUCGCCUUCAAGGGCGUCAAGGUGGGCGACUUUGGCGGACGCUCGCUCAGCAUGUUUUCGAGCUCGACCAUGCUCAUCAAUCCGGACAUUACCGAGUCGCACGUGCUGCGCGGAUGGUUCGACAACGACGGGGCGCACGCGCAGUUCCAGCCGUUCACCAACGCCGGUGGUGCCGGUGGCGCAAUGGGUGGUGGUGCGGCCAACAUGGCGGAGCGCAGGACGAUCGCCCAGGUCAAGGACGAGAAUCUGGGCAUGAGCGAGAAGCCGGACUACUUCAACGUGCGCGCGACCGUGGUGUACAUCAAGCAGGAGAACCUGUACUACACCGCCUGCCCUUCGGACGGAUGCAACAAAAAGGUCACGCCCGACCACGAGGGCAACUGGCGCUGCGAAAAGUGCGACCGCUCGUACGAGCAGCCCGAGUACCGCUACAUUCUGUCGACCAAUGUGGCGGAUGCGACGGGACAGAUUUGGCUGUCGGGGUUCAACGACGAUGCCACCAAGCUCAUGGGCAUGUCGGCGGGCGAGCUGCACAAGCUGCGCGAGGAGAGCGAGUCCGAAUUCACCGCCGUGCUCCACCGCGCCGCCAACCGCAUGUACACCUUCAACUGCCGCGCCAAGAUGGACAGCUUCAAUGACCAGGCGCGCGUGCGCUACACCAUCUCGCGCGCCGCCCCCGUCGACUUUGCCAAGGCAGGCGCAGAGCUCGCCGACGCCAUCAACGCGUACAUGUAG